CCACAGCGUUUUACUUAAUUACGUGUUUUUAUUUCCUUCCUCAAGUUGAUUUCGUCGCUAAGUACCUAAAGCUUGCUGCCUACUGCCUAGUAAGUAGCAGUAGCUACCCAUCUCUAUUGAUAUUGUCUCAUUUGAGUGAUAUUUCAUAUUGAUACAUCUUUUUUUUCGCCCUGAAGUGGGCUAGUAAUGCAAUUGUGCAACAGGUGUAUUUGAACCUUCAAGCUGUUUUAAACGGCCCAUGAGUUCAUCAUCGCGGAGAUGGUGAUAUAAUGACACCGUCAUUUAGCAGUUGACACUUAGAUGGAACUAGAUCGUCCAAUGAUGACAAAGUUGGAAAUAAAAAGCAAAUUUGACGCCGAGUUCCGUCGUAUCUCGUUACCCAARACAGACGUUGGCACUUAUGAACAAUUCAGAAUUCUUAUUGAACGUUUACAUAAGUUAAUUGAAGUGCCAUUUGUAUUGUCAUAUACKGAUCCAAAGGAUGGAGAUCUAUUACCAAUCAACAAUGAUGAUAAUCUCGGACGAGCAGUUUUAACUGCCAAACCAUUGUUAAGGAUAAUUGUACAGCGUAAAGGUGAAAGUCUUGAAGAAUUGAAUGGGUAUGGUACAUAYAGGCCUCGCAAUAUCAUAUCAUCAAUUUUGGGUGGUACACCUAGCAAAGCAAAACAUCUUUGGAUAUCAAACCCUCAGGAUUUUCGACAGGUGUCCGCAAUUAUAGAUGUAGACGUAGUUCCAGAUACAUGUCGCCGAGUUCGACUACUUAAACAUGGUUCAGAACGACCAUUAGGUUUCUAUAUUAGAGAUGGCACUAGUGUGCGAGUUAGUCCUUCUGGUGUGGAAAAGGUUCCUGGUAUUUUUAUUUCCAGAUUAGUUCCAGGAGGCUUGGCAGAAAGUACUGGGCUUUUAGCUGUCAAUGAUGAGGUCUUAGAAGUUAAUGGUAUUGAAGUGGCCGGCAAAACUUUGGACCAGGUAACAGAUAUGAUGGUAGCUAAUAGUCAUAACUUGAUUGUUACUGUAAAACCAGCUAAUCAACGAACCACAAUGUCAGCACCCCGGCGAGGUUCUUUAUCAAGAACAUCACAGUUAUCUAGUGGAUCACAACAAUCAGCGCAUAGUGCCGCUACCACAGUUAACACCUCUGAAGAAGAUGACCAAGAUGAAGUGGUAGAUUUGACUGCAGGUUUAGCUUUACAAGUAGCAAAUGAGUCUACUAGUACUGCAGACCCAUAGGAAUAAAAGGUACUUGUCACUUUUUCUCAAGAAAUUAACCAAGUGUCUAAAAAAUAAAUGAGCUUAUGAUGAGCUUGUUAAAUUAAUAGGACAAUAGCAUUCCAAAUAAAUUAAAUAAUAAAGAGUUAGUUUUAUUUAUGAUGUUAGAUCAUUUGUCUUCCACUUCAUGUUUUAAAAUGUUUAAUAGUCAUAGUGUAGUAUAUGUGUUUUAUAAAAUAGUUAAACUCAAACAAUUAAUACUAACAAAUUAUUACAGGGUGACAUUCAAUUUAAUACUGCUCUAAGCUAGAUAGAUUCUAUUAACUGAAAUAUUUCAUAGCUCAAAUUAUACAUUAAAAAAAAUCUUUGUGGAUGUUUGUUUURUGCUAACAAUUUAAAAUUAACAUUUGAACCAAU
This is a messenger RNA of Diuraphis noxia (Russian wheat aphid), 1626 nucleotides long. RefSeq names its product partitioning defective protein 6 (gene par-6). The record is from RefSeq and is a predicted model, not a curated record. Gene Ontology annotation, biological process: centrosome cycle. Lineage: Eukaryota; Metazoa; Arthropoda; Insecta; Hemiptera; Aphididae. Gene Ontology annotation, molecular function: protein binding.